Molecule: messenger RNA, 513 nt
Organism: Paramecium sonneborni
Lineage: Eukaryota; Ciliophora; Oligohymenophorea; Peniculida; Parameciidae
Source: the annotation of a GenBank genome assembly
AUGAUUGAUUAGGACAUCCAAUUUUAUUAUUUCGUAGAGCAGCCUAUUUCAUUUCUUGAAAUCUUAAACUAACCUCUAAUCUAAAGAGAGUCUAAAAUAGCUUACUUAAAAAUGAAAUAUACUAAAUAGUCUAAUAGAUAUAAUGAACUGAGAAUUUCUACCUAACAAAAUCAUUAAUAUGACAGCCUAAUGAUAAAUUUCAAUAUUGAAAGCCCCCUUUUUAAAGUGAAAUAGAAAUUUGAUUACAAUCAUAAUAAUCUCACAAUUCAUUCUCAAAUCAUCACUUAACAGGCUACUCCAAAAUCAUCACGAUCUACUAGUCCUCUUAAGAGUGUUUAUUUAAGCUCUAGUUUAGUAGCACGCAGAUAAUUUAUUGGUUAUGUAUAGUAAAAGAGAUCACCUGACCUUUAUGAGCUUCACAAAUAGAGAACCAAAAAAGGAAUAAACAAGAAAGCCGAUUUUUCAACUCUUAUCUCGAAAACAACAUAUCAUUUAUCAAAAUACGGUAUUUGA